AUGUCAUUUCCAUGUACUGAACUCUUGUUAUUUAACUAUGCCAAUAUAAAUUCAAUUUUUAAAUCUAGGGCACCUUUAACAUUUUUGUAGUUUUCUUUGGAUAUGUUCUUCAUGAAGGUGGUUGAGCUGCAGAGCUGUAAUCUAGACAAAGAGUGACAACUUUAUAUAAGAUUCAAUUCUUCAUAUGCAUUUGGAUUAUUAUAAAAAUUAUAAAAAAUAGUAGGCGUGUCCAAACGUUUGGCUGGUAGUAUCUCAAGGAAAAGCAAUGAAAAAAUACUUUGUUGACAGAUGCUUGUACCAGUCAAACAGGUUACUGUACUUAAACACACCAGUUUCCUCUCUCUUUUGCUCUCACACACUAAGGACGGAACAAAGCUUAUGACAUGUAGAGCGAGCGAACACUGAAUUUAAAACAGUCAAUUAUUAUCAGAUAAGCGUGUGAAAUGGCAGAGGAGUGUUUCGAAGACCUUGAUCCAUUCAACUGUCCCAUCUGUCUGGAUGCACUCCAGGAUCCAGUGACGAUUCCCUGUGGACACAACUACUGCAUGGGCUGCAUUCAAGACUACUGGGAUAGAAAUGGCGGCAAAUACGUUGGUUACAGUUGCCCUCAGUGCAGGAAGACCUUCUCACCUCGGCCUGUUCUCAACAAAAACACCAUGUUUGCAGAAGUGGUGGAGCGGUUUAAAAACACAGGCCUUCAGGAUUCUCCACCUACACAUUAUGAUGGACCUGGACACAUGGAGAAAGAAAUCUGCACUGCAAAAAACCCCAAAACUUUGAAGAUGUAUCCAGGAAGUGAGGAUUCACACUGUAAGAUGCACCUGAGAUAUCGUAACGAUGACUAUCCCAGAGAAAAGCACACCGUGAUUGUUAUAAAUCAGGAACCUAAAGGAAAUAUUUGCUCAUGGCACAACAGACCACUUGGAGAACAACAGUUCAUCUGUCCCCUGUGUCUUGAUGAAGUCCAUCAAAGACAUAAAGAGUUUUCAGCAGCACCUGAGAAGACAAAAACGCUGGAGCGCAGGACGACUCUGGUGACACGUGAGCUCAGGAGUAAAGACAAAACUACUGGACAUGGAAGGAGACCAUCUAAUAAGAGGAUUCAUGGCACUGAACAUAGACAUGGGCAUCGGAGUGGACACACCCGGGGCUCACGUGCUAAAAGAGGGCAUGAAACACACAGACAUGAAAGUAGUGGACACAGAGGUAAUUCACAUGGGCACAGUCAUGGUGCUGGACACAGAAGGAAAAGACUAGGGAUCAUGGUCAUGACAGAAACUGGCACUAAAAGAACCACUGCGGAUAACAUUAGAGCGCUUUGAACCUUAAGUUUGACCACAGUGUUGCAGAUGCCAUGUUUUCUAGAGGAAUGUUGCUUCUACUAGAUUCAGGCGUCGAAUGAAAGUGUCAAAUUUCCUUUGAGUGACGACAAUUCAUUUCUGGAUACAUUUAAUGUUCAUUCUAUUAUAUAAAUGAAUAGUAUUAAUUAACAUGAUUGUUUUGCUGAUAUUCUUAAUUCAAUGUUGGGUGUAUAACAAAUAUGUUCAACAGCAAGAAAAACAUGACACACCUAAAAUAACUUGUACACUUAGAUUACAUCUCAAUCUUGAAAACACUCUCCUAGUUAAUACGUUUCCUGAAUGUUGUAUCAGAUUCAUUAUUAUAUAAACAUUACAUUCACAAUCAA
This is a messenger RNA of Megalobrama amblycephala (Wuchang bream), 1687 nucleotides long. RefSeq lists its product as uncharacterized. The record is from RefSeq and is a predicted model, not a curated record. The coding region runs from base 444 to 1322 and encodes 292 amino acids. The transcript has a single exon. Lineage: Eukaryota; Metazoa; Chordata; Actinopteri; Cypriniformes; Xenocyprididae.